GUUUCCACAUACUUUGUGUGUAUAUAUAGUGUAUGAUAACCACUUAUUACUAAGAACAACAUAGCAGUUUUACCUCCUCCUCACUUUAUAUUUAGAUCGUUUGGAAGGUGGAAAACUGUUUGAACUGCGUUUGGACGGAGCAAAUCACAGGUGCCUUUGUCCAUAAACACACACACAAACACACAGGGCUGUUUUUAAUCUCUCCGCUGCUUUCUUUCAAUCUAGUCUGAGUGUCAUUGCCAACAAAGUGCAAAUUGAUAUUUGGCCAAUUUUCUAAAAUGUUUUCACAUUGGGUGUUUAUGCAGAGCUUAAAAGGUAUGGAUAUUGACAGAUGGAAAAGGUAUGGACAGGUAAUGGAACAAAAUCCAUACCUAACUUAUUUGUUGUGGAUUCAGAGCGUUUAUAGGCAUUUUUCUCAAAAACACUGAAUUUACAUUUAUUUAUUUUUUUUUUACCAAAAUGUGAGAUAAAGUAGGCCUAGCGAUGAUGAAAAGUUUGACUGUAUAGUGUUAGGUCAUAUUAGGCUUUUUUGUAGCUGAUUAAAUUUGUCAAGGUUUUGUUGUUGAUCAGCUAUAGUUUCAUCGGUUGGUAUGGGUUAAAACAAAAGCCUGCACCGUAUGUGGGUCUCCACUCUCCAUGGACCAAGAUUUCAAAAACAGUUGUAGGGGUGUGAAGAUUUCGACAUUUUUUUUUUUUUUUUUUAAAUCAUGUGAUAUUGUUAGCAUAUGGUGUCACAAAAUGCAAGAUAGGGCUGCUUUUAUCUUGGUUUUGAACCUUUCUCUUCGUUUCUAACCCAUGAAAUGGAGGAAUGGGUCAUCUCAGAAAUCUUAGGUAAAAGCAACAAUUUAAGGCGAUUUUGAAAGAGCUAAUUGCGCCCUCUUUUGGAUUUCCAUGUACAGGCACAAACACCUGGCGCGCACGACUCUUUGUUUUACAUCAUGACACGUCAUAAUUGUCCAUGUACAUUACGUCAGAGCAAUAGUGUUUUUUAAGGCCAUGUGACAAUCUGUCAGACGCAAAUAUCUGGUUUGAUAUCCGUUUCAGCCUACCUAAAAUCAUGGCUGAUUUAAGAGGGUAGAAUUCAACCAUGAUUACUCGUAGCUCCCAGGAAGUUCUCUCUCCAGUCCCCAACAGCUCUGACCAGGGUUGGGGUCUGAAUGGAGGCGGCAGGCGGAAGAGGAAAAGGUCUGGGUUCCACAACGCCAAAACUGCUUCCCCCGACUUAGAAUGUAACGGGUCCAAGGAGCCAAAGGCUUUCCAGGAGCUAUUUGCUGUGCCGGCUCCCCCUGCACCCAAGGUCCUGUGCCGGCGUACAGGGAAUGUUAGCCAGAGAUGCAACGCUUUGACCUCCAGGGCCUGGGCCCCAGGCAGGGGGGGUUGGAUGGAGCCUGUAGGCCAUGGUCCAGCCCUGAACCAGACUCAAGGCCCCUGGCCACUGUGCCUGGUGGGGGCAAAGGAUGACUACCCCUCCACUUCCCGCCCUAAAGCCACUAAACGCCACCGCAAAGCCCGGCUGGAAAAGCUGUAUGUAAAGGGGACGUUGCUGGGGAAAGGGGGCUAUGGCUCUGUCUAUGCAGGGACCCGCAAAUCUGACGGCAUGCCGGUAGCCAUCAAGUAUGUGUCCAAGGCCCAAGCUGAGGAGGAGCUGGACAUUCCUGGGCAAGAAGGGCCCCUGCCCCUGGAGGUGGCGUUGAUGAAGCAGGUGAACGAGGCGCCACAGUGUCCCUACAUCAUGCAGCUGCUGGAGUGGUUUGACCAACCGUCGCGCUACAUCAUGGUGCUGGAGCGCCCCGAGCCCUGCCAGGACCUUAUCGCCUUCUGCCAGGACCGGGGAGGCACCAUGAGCGAGGGCUUAGCGCGCCAGGUGAUGGUGCAGCUGUUGAGGGCGCUGAACCACUGCAGCGAGCGAGGGGUCCUGCACCGGGACGUCAAGCCAGAGAACCUGCUGAUCCAGACUGACUCGCAGCACGUCAAGCUGUUCGACUUUGGCUGUGGAGACCUGCUGAAGAAUACGGCCUACAAGGACUUUGCAGGCACCCUGGAGUACACCCCUCCAGAGUGGUUCCUACAUAGACAGUACCUGGCAGGUCCAGCUACUGUCUGGUCGGUGGGCAUCACCCUCUACAACCUGAUAUGUGGCUUCCUGCCCUUCAGCACCAUCCGAGAAACCAUCAAGGGCCGCGUGCGCUUCACCAAGGGACUGUCCCCCGAGUGCCGUCAGCUGAUUCGCUGGUGCCUGAGCACUAAGGCAGCGGACCGACCAACCAUGGAGCAGAUCCAGCUCCAUCCCUGGCUCCUGUGAGGGGCCCCCAGGCCAAUGAAAAAUACAGUUAUAAUCUCAGUUCAUUCUUGUCAUAGUCAUUUGAGUCACUUUUAAGCACUUUAACCGAGCACUUUAUAGCGUGGUUUAAAACCCCACCCCAAAGACUAAUAGCGAACGUGCAUAAAGAUGGCAUUGUUUUAGCACUAUCCAAAGUUUUUCAACAAAACCUGACACAAAUGAAGAUGGGUUUGGUGGAACGACUGGAGCUGCAGUUAAAUGCUAUACGUUUGAUUUAUUUCCCUGGAGUCUUCCAUUCUGAAAAUAUCAAUAUUUAUAGGCUUAGUGCUUCUACUUUAGUGCUUCUACUUUUUUACAAAUGCAUUAUUUGUGUUUAGUGACCCGCCAGAUCAGAGGCAUGUAGGGAUGACAACCCGUUAUAUUGAUAGGUGCACCAUAUUGCUGUCUUGCCUGAGCAUUCGAAAUGUAACGAGUACUUUUGGGUGUCAGAGAAAAUGUAUGGUAGUAAAAAGUAUAUAUAUUCUCUAGGAAGUUAAAAGUUAAAGUAAAAAAAAUAUAUAAAUAGUAAGGUACAGAAACCCGAAAAACUACUUAAGUAGUACUGCAACAUCACAUAGAGAUGCCAGGGGGAAAUAGUUUCAGGGCCGGGACGGGGGGAGAUGUCAGAGUUUUGACUGGUGCUCCCCAAAGCUGAGGGGAAAGACAGACGUAUCUGUUCUCUGCAAUAUAACAUCAGAAUGUGAAAGGGAAGCCUCUUGAACUGAGGGUGUGUAGAGGGUGGGACGGGUCACUAACAACAGUCAGUGCCUUCCUUUUGGUUGCCCUAUGGAAGAGGUUGCCCAGCUGUUCCUGUGGCUGACCGAUGAUUUUGCUGGCUGACAAUUGUGGCCAGCUUGUUUUUACUCCUCACAUUCAAGUUGCUGUAUCAGACUGUCAUGUUGAUGGUUAGGAUGCUCUCCAAACCGCUGUACACCAUCACCAGAAUAUCUUGACCAUCUUAUUACCUUGCUCUCUUUCUUCCUAUCCUUUAACCCAGAUUUCUAGUUUGCUAAAAACAGUCCUCACAAAACAGACUAUGCAUAUGUCUGAAAAAGGGAAGAAUUAAGAUAAAACUGAAAAUACAUUUUGACUUCUGUCUGAAAGUCUGGUAAAUGAUCUAGAUGUAUUCAGAGUGUAGACAGAGCUUGGACAUUUCUCUAAAACUUUUGUUGGUUAUUCAAGCAUGACAUUGGCUCCAAUCUCUACUGUUUUCUGAUAAGUACUACCCCUCUGCAAAUGCUGGGGCUAGUUAAAAAAUGUAGAUAUAUCUGUCAAAUUAAUGUUUGAGUUGUGAAAGACAUUAUUUAAAUAAAGCUCAUAAUCUAUGUAAAACUUCAAAAAAUAAAGAUUGAGUCAGGAAGACAAGUUCCAAAAAAUAGCAAGUUCUCUGUGAAACAAAUUCUUUACAAAACAAAUCAAAACAUGAAUGAAUGGAAGAGAGAGAGUUACUGAGUUUUUCUCUGAAAGGACAAUGUAAUCAACUCCUUUCAUGAAUUUUUCCGAUUCUAUUCAACGCAUUCAAUUUUGCUGAAUCUCGUUGAUAAUUAUUUUGUUCACAUUCUCGUAUUACUUGGCAACAUAUUAGCUGCCUUACCAAACCAACAUGCUUGGUAUUCAGUCUGUGUCCAAAAUGAUCAAUUUAAUUUCAAUGGGGAUGUGCCUC
Messenger RNA from Salmo salar (Atlantic salmon), 3983 nucleotides. The record is from RefSeq and is a predicted model, not a curated record. Lineage: Eukaryota; Metazoa; Chordata; Actinopteri; Salmoniformes; Salmonidae.